Molecule: messenger RNA, 579 nt
Organism: Dromaius novaehollandiae (emu)
Lineage: Eukaryota; Metazoa; Chordata; Aves; Casuariiformes; Dromaiidae
Product: olfactory receptor 14A16-like
Exons: 2
Biological process (GO): detection of chemical stimulus involved in sensory perception of smell; G protein-coupled receptor signaling pathway
Cellular component (GO): plasma membrane
Molecular function (GO): olfactory receptor activity
Source: RefSeq, a predicted model, not a curated record
CUGCACUACGGCACCAUCAUGGACAGCAGAGCUUGUGUCAAAAUGGCAGCAGCUGCCUGGGGUACUGGUUUUCUCUAUGCUCUCCUGCACACUGCUAACACAUUUUCAAUACCACUCUGCCAAGGCAACACAGUGGACCAGUUCUUCUGUGAAGUUCCCCAGAUCCUCAAGCUCUCCUGCUCAGAAUCCUACCUCAGGGAAGUUGGGCUUCUUGUGGUUAGUCUUUGUUUAGUCUUUGGGUGUUUCAUUUUCAUUGUGCUGUCCUACGUGCAGAUCUUCACUGCUGUGCUGAGGAUCCCCUCUGAGCAGGGCCAACACAAAGCCUUUUCCAUGUGCCUCCCGCAUCUGGCCGUGGUCUCCCUGUUUGUCAGCACUGCAAUGUUUGCCUACCUGAAGCCCGCCUCCCUCUCCUCCCCAGCUGUGGAUCUGGUGGUGGCUGUUCUGUACUCAGUGGUGCCCCCAGAGGGGAAGCUGGAGGUGCCCGGAGAGCACAGGGGACUCCUGGGAGAGUGUGUGCCUGGUGUGGGCAGUGAGGGGAGCCUCACAGAAGGAAAGAUCCUCCAAGGUGGAGUCAUCUAA